AUGUCAUGUCAGUUGGAAGUAUCAUUCAGACCGAUGUACCUCCCUCAAAGAACAAACAUGUUUCGCUCAAGAGCGAAGGGUCAUCAAAUCAAUGCACAAGAUUACGAUUUCGACAUAAACUCGAGCUACGAUGGCUCUUAUGGCUCGUUGACCGACAGCAACCAGAAUUCAGCACCACAAACUCCUAAGAAACAAGGAUUCAGCGCGGGCAGCGGUUUGAGAAGCAUAGCAGAAGGCUCCUUCAAUUCUGCAUCAGAUGCACUAAAUAAUCAAGAUGCUGCUGGACAUCAAGCAGCCUUCGUAGCGAAGAACACUUUGGCUCAAGCCGCAGCUGGAGCAUCAGCAACCGCUCAAGCAGCUCUAGCAGGCAAGCAAAUCCUCCUCCAAGGUCUAGAGCAGCAACUGCGCGACUCUCAACAAGCUCUCAUGGGAGAACAACAGCAGCUCAUGCAAGCCCAAAGAGCUGCCGACACAACGAUGCAGGCUGCCCAAGAAGCCAGAGCCCAUGUGAACGUCCUCCAAAAUACCCUCAAUGCAGCUCAAGCCGCAUCUGAGCACAUGACCCAAGCAGCUUCCGAAGCCGCUGGUGAAUUAGCAGCGCAACAAGCUAUGGUGGGCUCUGCCAUUGAUCGAGUGGCAGCGCUCAGGAAGCAGCUCGAUGCUGUAAGGGUUGAUUUCGAGGCAACCAGGGCUGCCGCGCAGAAGGCCCAGUACGCAGCGCAAUCGGCAGCAGCCAAUGCAGCUGCAGCUGCUGCGGCCGCCGCCGCUGGUCUCACCAAGAGUGCACAGGGGGCAAAACCGAGCCUUCCACCACCUCCACCCCCAUCCACACCACAUGCAGGGAGUAAUGGCAACGACAAUGGAACCGGAAAGAAAUCAGCUGGUGGUUCAGGUUCAGCUGGAGGCAAGAAGGGUGGUGGAGAGGCCGUCGCAAAAUUUUUUCUCACAGGUGAAGGAAACCUGGCAAUCGCUGAUGGGGACUAUCCAAGCGGCUUUUACUACAGGCAGAGAUGAAGUGAUUACUGGUUGAUGACGCGUUUUAUUUUUCACACAGCAAUGCCAUAUUACAUUCACUGGUUAUCGUCGAAAGACACAUUUGAUUGUUACAUCUGUUAUAUAGUUUCAUUCUGACACAAUUACAUUUUUAUAUUCAACUGAGUUUUCAUCAUUCGUUCAAACGAUUCAACUGUUGGUGAGGAACAUU
Coccinella septempunctata (seven-spotted ladybird) is the source of this 1204-nucleotide messenger RNA. Its product is annotated as tol-Pal system protein TolA-like. The record is from RefSeq and is a predicted model, not a curated record. Lineage: Eukaryota; Metazoa; Arthropoda; Insecta; Coleoptera; Coccinellidae. The transcript has 3 exons. Bases 1 to 1014 code for a protein of 337 amino acids.